Molecule: messenger RNA, 6039 nt
Organism: Trichoderma atroviride IMI 206040
Lineage: Eukaryota; Fungi; Ascomycota; Sordariomycetes; Hypocreales; Hypocreaceae
Source: RefSeq, a predicted model, not a curated record
AUGGACGGUGCUGUUGAUUCCGACUUGGAUCAGACUUUCGAGAUUGUAGAGCGAGAUACAGUGCCCGCGCCUCCAUCACAGCAAAACGACUCAUACAAAGAGCGGCUUUCUACCCUGCUGAAAUGGCUCCAGCCAACCGACUUUCUCUCUCCAGGGAGCGAAUUCAUGAAGCAUUUGCACUCAUAUGUGCCUGGAACUGGUGAUUGGAUUCACAAGUCGCCCGUAUUCUGCGCCUGGGCCAAUUCUGAUUCCAAUACCAACUCCAGCUCUGGCCAUGAUCACAAUGGUAGCUCAUGUCUCCACGUCCGGGGAUUGGCUGGUACUGGAAAAUCAGUCUUUUCGGCUUCCACAGUGCGCCAGUUGCAAGAGUCUGGCAGCAUUGUCCUCUUCUUCUUCUUUCGCCAGAUUGUCGACAAGAACCACAGCGCCAACUAUCUCAUACGUGACUUUGCCGCGCAGCUGCUUCCCCAUUGCCCUGCCCUGGUGACCACCUUGACAACUAUAUCGCAGGAUCAUGCCAUCAGUGGCAGUGAAAGCAGCCUGAUAUGGCCUGUUCUCAUUGAGGCGCUCACCAUGGGCCUCACAAAGAAUGUGUACUGCGUGGUGGACGCUUUAGAUGAGAUGGACGACGGAGAUUUUGAGGGCAUGACUCAUCGCCUCGUUGAGCUGGGCACCGUUGCACCCGGUAAAGUCAGGGUUAUGAUGACGAGCAGGCCACUGCCAAAGAUUGAACAGGCGUUGAGCAACUCGAGAAUAGCGAAGCUGAAGCUUGACCCUGCCCUCCUUUACCCAGACGUGGCGCGUUAUGUCGACGCCAGAAUGGCCACGCUGGACCCUCCAUUAAGCAACGACAAGAAUGAGCUGGUGAAGCAGACCAUCUGUGAGCGAGCCAAGGGGCUCUUUCUUCACGCCAGACUCAUUGCAGAUAACUUGGCUGAAGGCUUGCGGGACAAGCACAUCACCGAAGAGACUCUGCCCGACAGUCUAGAUCGCCUGCCACGAACGCUUCAAGAUGUAUACGAAGGCAUGUUGAAAGAGCAUGCUCACCGCAGCGGAGUCACAGCAGAGCAACAAGCCAAGGUCCUCAUGUGUGUAACGCAUGCGAGUCGACCCUUGCGGUUAAUUGAACUUGGAUCGCUGCUCUCCAACAUGCUACACAUCAGCCUCGGACAAGGAAAGGACUUGGUGCGGCAAAGUUGCGGCAGGUUAUUGGAACUCCUGGAAGAUGAGAGCGUGAGCGUCAUCCACCACUCAUUUACCGAGUUUCUGCACGAUGCCACGAGAAAGGCAAACGCCGACGCUUUCCCCGUUCUCGAUGACACAACUUCGCAUGAGAUGCUCAGCGUGCUCUUAUUGGAGUUUCUCGAUGGCUGUCCGCAUUUCGACGUCACACUUGAUGACCACAGAGAGGUAAACUACGACGAGCACAAUUGGCGAAGAACAGAGAGAAAAAGAAGGGAUGACCUCGUUACCAACUUGCGAAUAACACGCCCCUUAGUCUCUUACGCCGCUGAAAAUCUCGCUUUUCACCUUAAGAAGGCAUCGGCACAGCCGCCCAAUGCUGUCCGAGAGGCCUUGACUCGCUAUUUGUGCCCUGAGAAGCCAGCAUUCGAGACGCUGAUACUGAUGAAUUGGGAAGGGCGACUAUCUGCCUCUUUCAACGUUUUCCACCUUGCUACUGCUGUGAAACCCCCUCUUGCCAUGCCACUGAAGUACUUGAAAAGGUAUUCAGAAGAGGAAGCCGAGAGUCGGAGACAGACCGCCUUGUCGUUUGCGUUCAGGGGCGAUAACCCCGGGGUUAUCCAGGCAUUCAUGCCCUUCAUUCCGCUAACUGAAGUCAACAAAUGCUUCCAUCAGGUCGAUAACGUGGAAAAUAUUGAGGCCAUCUUAAACACGGGCAAAGUCGAUAUCGGCUGUUUCCAGGAUGGGAAAACAAGGCUGUUUAGGGCAGCUGAGCGCCACAACCUGGACUUGAUAAAGCUGUUACUUAAGCACGGGGCUGAUCCGAAUGGAAGAAGCGCCCGCGAGAGUUUAUAUACCUACGGUCAAAUAUCCCUGCAAGUUGACAACGAACAAGGACCAACGCCUCUUCAUGCGUUUUGCUCUCCCGACGAAAGAUGCGUCCUCAUGAAGGAGGACGUGAACAAGGCGGAGGAAUGUGUCCGAGUUCUUGUAGCGGCUGGAGCAGACGUCAAUGCCACAAUAAGGUGGAAGCGUUCUGUCAGUGGCCAGGAUUUGACACCUCUCCAUCUUGCUGUGCUCAAGACUGACACAGCCUUUGGAUAUUGGGGCUCAUUGGACAAGUCUGAAGAGAUUCUGACCCGCGCGCUCCUUUUGCAGGGAGCCGAUCCCAACGCCCGGACAGAUAGAGGAGAGACACCCAUGCAUCUCGCCAAUCCGGAGAAGUCUCAGCUGCUUGAUUUGCUGGUUGAAUUUGAGGCGGAUAUAAACGCCGUGAAUGAUGUGGGAAGAACGCCUUUGCUCGCGAUUAUUGACAAAAUGGGCCAUUCAUUCGCUUCAUUCUCUCUUUUCAAAUUGAAAGCAGACGCCUUGACAUUCCAAAAAUUCCUGGAUCUCGGGGCUGACGUGCACGCUACCGACAAGAACGGAGACAAUGUAUUCCAUCACAUUAUGCAUAGCAUCGAAUUCUUUUCUGAUGCCAAGGUUUUCCCUUUUAUUCAGCAGCUUUUGGACGCCGGCGUGGAUCUAAAUCAACGCAAUGGAAAAGGCCAUCCGCCCGUGUGGAAGUAUAGGCAAUGCGAUCGCACAGACGGUGGAAAUCGUACGGACAGUGACGAGGAGCUUCUUCGGAUGCUCGUCGAAGCGGGCAUGGAUUUAAGCAUACGUGGUUCGAAGACUGGCAAAACAAUUCUGGGAGUCAUUGGUGGUAGAUUCAAAGAGAACAACGUCAUGCAGAUGUUUAUCCGCCUGGGGGCUCAACUAUCCACCGGAGAUGGCAAAAGCCUACUGCAUGAAGCAACGAAAGAUUACAAAAAGGGCGCAGAUUGGUUUCGCUACAUGAUAUCGAUUGGCACAAAGCCAGAUGUCCUCGGCCCUGGAGGGGACACGCUCAUCCACUCGGUUCUUCGCUCAGCUGGAGAUGAGAGCAAAUUCCUUGACAUCAUACAAGUUCUGGUCGAGGCUGGUGUCUCGCCACUCACCAAGAAUAAAAAAGGAGAAACGGCGCUGCAUGUGGUGAAGAGUCUGAGAAUUUUGGAGCGUGUCCUUGAAAGCCCCUUGUUCAAGGAGUUGGACCUCAACCAGCAGGACGCCAAUGGCUUCACCCCCUUACACCACGCCGUAUCCCUUGGAGAAAUUGCUGUAAAGUCUCUUCUUCGCGCCGGAGCUGAUCCUACCGUUCUCGCGGCGGUUGAUCUCUCCCCGCUACAUGUCGCCUGCAGAGAAGGUGCUGCUUCCAUCGUCAGCCUCCUCCUGUCAGAGUACCAAAGUCGAGGCGUGCUUGAGAAGUACGUGAAUCUUCUGGGAGAAGGCAUGGCACCGUUACAUUACGCUUGUCGUUCUGGACGGCCAGAGAGUGUCUGGGAGCUGCUCCGCAAUGGCGCAAACCCCUGGCUGCCAGAUGUAGAUGGCCUCAUGCCGCUCCAUUCCCUAGCCGAGUUUGAUGACUUGGAAGAUUUAUGGCGCCGGCGUCGAAUCCAAGCAACGGACAUCAUCACCAUGCUGCAGCAAGCUGGGGUUGAUCUAAACGUCGAAGCAGUUGUUGAAGAUCACGACGGGAAGACCAAGACCGUAACCCCUAUGGACAUGGCCGUGGAGGAAAGGUGCUGGGAUAUGGUGCGCGCGCUCCUUACACGCGGCGUCAAGGCCCGGGACAGCCAUUUAAAGUCUCCAGAGUUCAUCUUGGCCACAGAUAAACACAAAGCGGCCGAAACAGCUCGCAAUGUCUCAUCUGCAUUACCAAGUCCGCAGCACGGCACCUUGUUGCGGGGCCGAUGGUCAGUCCUCUAUGAGAAGCACCGUCCUCUCAGCGAAGAAAAGCUAUACUACUUGGCAGACGGGCAGGCCAUAUUGGAUAUACAGGCUAAAGUGGGUGAUGAGGGGAAUAGACUUGACCAACUCGACCCGCUGAAGUAUGCUCUGGAAGACGGGGAUUACGACAGUAUCAAGGAGUAUGCAUUGCUGGGUGGCAAUGUGCUUGCACUGGACAGAUAUGAGGAUAACACGCUCCUUCACCUCCUCGUUGAGGGGGGAUAUGCAGACCUCCUCGAGUACUUUGCCGACAAGGUGCAUCUUUUUGAAGCUCAAGACUGGGUCCAGACAGAUGAAGAAAACUGCGGCACCCUUCUUGGCACAGCCUGCGAGCGUGACCUGCCGUCCUUGCACAUUAUACGGCUGCUCGUCGAGAAAAUUGGCGUUGAUGUCAAUGCUGUCUACAACCGUCGAGGAUACUGCUACAAGAUUCGGGGAGGCACCGCAUUGCACAUUCUCGCGGGCGGCAGUCGCUUUUGGCAGAUUGAGGCGCUCGAAUAUCUUGUCUCAAAAGGAGCCAACAUAGAAGCACUCAACAAAGACGGUAUGACGCCGUUGCUGGCGGCCCUGGACCAAAGCUGGCCUGAUGGUCACUGGCGGGAGGAGACGCUAAAGGUUCUCUUGAGACAUGGAGCGAAUGUGAAUGCAACUGUGUGUGAGACGGAGGGAUCGCGUGGAUACACCAGUGGCCUCUCAGCGUUGGAGUUGUCGGAUAGGGGUGAGUUGACAAGGAUGUUGGUUGAGAACGGGGCAGAUACGAGGCGUGUGCCGGGACUCAUCGCCCGCAUGGUGGUGAAAUGGAACGAUGCUUUACAAAUCAGCGUGCUUCUAGAAGCCGGACUGGAUCCAAACGAGUUGCCAAUUCCCAGAAAAGAAGGAGAAGACGUACGCUAUGCACUACACGAGGCAUGCCGUCCAUCAACAACAGCCAGUACCUACUCAGAGGCGGAACUCCAUUCGCGAAAGGAAGCAAUUGCGGGAUUGCUGCUCUCGGCCGGCGCAGAUCCAUUCGCAACGUACCCAGACGGAAGAUGUCUGCUGCAUAGUAUCAUCGACGACCAGGGCCAACUAGACAACCUUCUCCCUCGACUUUCACAAACGGACAUCAACCGCAAAGAGAGCCAGCAUGGGCGCUCACUUUUAGUAUCGGCUUGUGUUCCGACUGUGCGUGUAGGACCAGAAACAUAUGGCAGAGAGCCACCAUGCCCGAGUAUUGUGCCUAGUUCUGUCCUUGGUUUAUUAGGAAAAGGGGCUGACGCCCUUGGUGUUGAUGACGAGGGACGUACACCACUUCAUUGGCUCUGCACGCUUCCUGGGAAAUAUGAUGAGGAGCAACAGAAGGCUUUCAUCUCACUGGUCGAACACGGCCCAGCUGCUGUCAACAUGGCCGACAACCAAGGCUGCAAGCCUCUUCACCUGGCACUGGCGAUGUAUUCAGAUCGCCGCCAGGAAUCUCUCUUUGCUAUCAAGCAUCUAAUAUCCGCAGGCGCCAACGUGAGCGAACCGGAUUCCGUAACGGGCAACUCGAUAUUACACCAGCUUGCACCUCGUCUAGUAGGUCACGCCGAAAGAGCUGCCGAAGCCACAAAACUCUUCCGCGAGAUUUCCACCAGUGUUGAUAUCAAUACCCGCAACAAAAGCAGCGAGACUCCCGUCAUGAGUUUCGCAGCUGCUGGAUGGGAAGGCACACGCGACCCAACUGGAAAAGUCUCUCAUCCAAAAUUUGCCAUUGCCAACGACGUCAACCACGCGAUAGCCCUGAGUAACUUUAUCGAUCUAGGAGCCGAUUUGACGGCCGUGGACGCACGAGGGCAGACGUUGCUCCAUAUAACAGCAAGUCGAGAGAUCCCAACUGACAGCUCCGAUUGGGAUCAACGAGAUGAUGUUAUAAGUGCGUUUGAGAAGUUGAUGGAACUUGGUGUUGAUCCGCGGAGAGAGGAUGCUGAGCUGAGGACGGCGAUUGAUGUUGCUGUUGCGAGGAAUGUGCGUGGCAUUAUGCGGUUGUUUAGAGAAAAGGUGGAGAAGAAGGUGGAAGAGAGCGAUAGUUGA